Messenger RNA from Cotesia congregata, 1362 nucleotides. Lineage: Eukaryota; Metazoa; Arthropoda; Insecta; Hymenoptera; Braconidae. The record is from the annotation of a GenBank genome assembly.
AUGUACGCAAAGGGCAAGGGUUCCGCAGUACCUUCGGACAGUCAAGCCAGAGAAAAAUUAGCUCUGUACGUUUACGAGUAUUUGCUGCAUGUUGGCGCACAAAAAGCUGCACAAACUUUCCUGUCGGAGAUACGAUGGGAAAAAAAUAUAACACUUGGGGAACCACCGGGAUUCCUGCAUUCUUGGUGGUGCGUAUUCUGGGAUUUAUAUUGUGCAGCACCUGAACGACGUGACUCGUGUGAACACAGUAGUGAGGCCAAAGCUUUCCAUGAUUAUGGAUUUGUAAACAGUGGUUAUGGCGUUAAUGGAAUAGCUCACAAUGCCGGACCAGCACCAUCACCACUUGGACAGAUGCCACCAAAUGAUGGUAUGCCUGGUGGUCCAAUACCUCCUGGAUUCUUUCCCGUAAUUAUAAUAAUUGACGGAGUUAAAAUUGAACGGAACAACUCGACAAUGCGACCAUCUCCGCCCACACACCCCUCAUCACAGCCAUCUCCCCAGCACCCCCAGCCACCCCCGCCCCCACACUCGCAGAUGAUGACCACUCAGUUUAUGGGACCUAGAUAUCCUUCAGGACCUAGACCUGGAGUACGUAUGCCACAAAUGGGAAAUGAUUUCAACGGACCACCAGGUCAACCAAUGAUGCCAAAUAAUAUGGAUCCUAAUAGACAAGGUCCGCCGGGUAUGAAUCCAAUGAAUCCACGAAUGAAUCCACCUCGUGGGCCAGCAAUGGGACCAAUGGGUCCUGGUAAUUAUGGCCCAGGUAUGCGAGGCCCACCACCAAACAGUAGUUUAGGUCCUGGAGGACCUGGAGGUCCUGGUAUGCCACCUAUGAACAUGGCAGGACCUGGUAGACCACAAUGGCAACCAAACACAUCAACACCUAUGAACUAUUCAUCAUCAUCACCUGGUAAUUAUGGUGGGCCACCUGGUUCGACAGGACCUCCCGGUCCAGGUACGCCAAUAAUGCCAAGCCCGCAAGAUAGCAGCAAUAGUGGCGGUGAAAAUAUGUACACAAUGAUGAAACCAGUACCUGGAGGCAAUAUGCCUGGCGAUUUUCCAAUGAGUGGAGGACCAGAAGGUGGACCUAUGGGCCCAAUGGGGCCUAAUACAAUGGGCCCAGUAUUGAAUGGAGAUGGUCUCGACGGUAUGAAAAAUAGUCCAGCGAAUGGUGGCCCUGGUACACCACGAGAAGACAGUGGCAGCGGAAUGGGUGAUUAUAACCUAACUGGAUUUGGUGGACCCGGUGAAAACGAUCAAACGGAGUCAGCAGCCAUUCUCAAGAUCAAGGAAAGCAUGCAGGAGGAGGCCAAGAGGUUUGAAAAGGAUUCCGAACAUCCAGAUCAAUAUUUCAUGCAAUAA